AUAAAGAAGUCAUCGUGAUCUCUAGCAAGUGAUCAAAAGCAAAACCACUUCCUCCUCCAUCAUAAAUGCAUGAUAGAAGUUGUCCCCCAGCCCUUCUCGCGGUGCUUGGCCUGGAGACUCCCAGUGAGCCAAUCUACUGCCUUCAUUGCCAUGGCCACACCACCUUCCCCUGCCAGAAGGAAGAGGGUGUGAUGUUUCUCCAAAAUGCCUCCAUCUCUCUCAGCUUCUUCCUUCUUCUUAUCCACCUCUCCUCCUACCUCCUCACCAAGCUCUUCACCUUUCUCCUUCAUAGAGUCAUCUCCAAAGGCCAAGGGGAUGUUCAGCUCAGUGCUCUUCAACACGAGAACGAGCCCGUAUCGACCUCCGAUGAGCACUUAGAGAAGGAUGGCUUGGUCGCCGACGCGGUUUGCAGAGAAGACCUGCUUUUCUUCUACAGCGAAAGCAGUGGCGAGGAUUCCCUGCUUACCGAGCAAGGAAAAGAUUCCAAUGAGAAGCAUUCCUUGGAACUAGAGGAUGCCUUUGUUUCGGAAUCUCUGCACGGUUCCCCUCCAGAGAAUCUCGACAAUGAGAAUCUUGGAACCGAGUCCAGUAAUGAUCUGAUAACCGACGUGCCAACGCCAUCGGAUUGUCCAAGUCCAAUCAUAUUGGCAUCGGAGAAUGUUACCUGCGAAGACACGAGUCAUGAAAAAGAAACUCACCAGAAUCACGAAGAGAAGAAUUUUUGGGAGCACGAGAAAUUCCUUGCCGUCAACAACUCUGACACAGAGAGCAAAACGUCGUUCCGGGUUGAGGAAGUCCAUGUUGAUCUCAAGGAAAAUUUUGGUGGAUCCCUCACCGGCGAGUCUACGUCGAAGAGCUCCAUCGAAUGGAGAAGCUCUGCAAUCCUCAGGGAUUCGGAGACGGAAUAUCCCUUCUCGUCUUCAUCCCGGAGGAGCUCCUCCAACUGGGAGUCAUACACACUGUUCCGCAAGUACGACGAGGAGAUGAUGUUCUUCGACCGAGUCAGUGCACAAAAACUCAGUGAAGCAGAGUCACUGAGGUCUAUAAAGUUCCAACCAAGAUCAAUUUCUGAGAGGAUAGUUCACAAAUUAGUGACAAAAAAUAAGAACUCAUCAAGGGGAGGCAGGGAUCCGUAUUUGGAAUUGGAGAGUGCUUAUGUGGCUCAGAUUUGUUUGACAUGGGAAGCUCUCAAUUGGAAUCAUACCAAUUUCCGGCGAGUGCAUUCCAACCGAGACAUGGAAGGUUACUGCUGCCCUGCGCGAAUCGCUCAGCAGUUCCAGCAGUUUGAUGUCCUGUUGCAACGUUUCAUAGAAAAUGAGCCUUAUGAGCGCGGUCGAAGGCCUGAAGUCUACGCCCGGGUGAGGAUUUCCUCUCCAAAGUUGCUCCAAGUUCCCGAAUUCAAAGAUUCAGAGGCUGAUGGAGAUAAGGAAGAAAUGAUUUCAUCUACUGAAUUUUUAAAGAUAUUGGAAGAUGCAAUCCGGACCUUCAUGAAUUUUCUCAAGGCCGAUAAGCAAAGCUACCGCCAAAUGUUGAAAUCUCUCAUAAAGAAGAAAUCAAGCUCGGUAGAUCCAACUCUUCUUCAUUUGCUCAAGAAAGCCAACAAAAAGAAGAAGAGGAGGCUCAAAGACCUCGGGAGGCAGCGGAAAUGUCUGAAGAAGAGGAGGAUAAAAGAGGAACAGGAGAUGGAGAUACUGAUAAGCCUAAUAGACAUGAAGGUUGUUUCAAGGGUUUUGAGGAUGCCUGACAUCAGUUCGGAGCAGCUGCAUUGGUGUGAAGAGAAGAUGAGCAAAGUGAGAGUUGGGAAUGGGAAAAUAGAAAGAGAUUCCUCCCCCCUCUUUUUCCCCGUUCACUGACCCCACCCUUGUAUAAUCUACUUUACUUUAGGUUGCUUGAUGACUAGAUAAAGUACUUAGAUAUGAGAAUAUGCAUUUCCAA
Molecule: messenger RNA, 1935 nt
Organism: Elaeis guineensis (African oil palm)
Lineage: Eukaryota; Viridiplantae; Streptophyta; Magnoliopsida; Arecales; Arecaceae
Source: RefSeq, a predicted model, not a curated record